This is a messenger RNA of Saccharomyces cerevisiae S288C, 1221 nucleotides long. RefSeq names its product high-affinity Cu transporter CTR1 (gene CTR1). The coding region runs from base 1 to 1221 and encodes 406 amino acids. The record is from RefSeq and is marked reviewed. The transcript has a single exon. NCBI's taxonomy places the organism in Eukaryota, Fungi, Ascomycota, Saccharomycetes, Saccharomycetales, Saccharomycetaceae. Gene Ontology annotation, molecular function: copper ion transmembrane transporter activity. Gene Ontology annotation, cellular component: plasma membrane; membrane. Gene Ontology annotation, biological process: copper ion transmembrane transport.
AUGGAAGGUAUGAAUAUGGGUAGCAGCAUGAAUAUGGACGCCAUGUCUAGUGCAUCCAAGACAGUAGCAUCGAGUAUGGCGUCGAUGAGCAUGGAUGCGAUGUCUAGUGCCAGCAAAACGAUAUUAUCGAGCAUGUCAUCGAUGAGCAUGGAAGCGAUGUCCAGUGCGAGCAAAACGUUGGCGUCGACUAUGUCGUCAAUGGCAAGUAUGUCGAUGGGAAGCAGUUCAAUGUCAGGUAUGUCUAUGUCGAUGAGCAGUACACCAACAAGCUCCGCCAGUGCACAGACAACUUCUGAUUCUAGCAUGUCAGGCAUGUCAGGUAUGUCAUCGUCUGAUAACAGUAGCUCUUCAGGGAUGGAUAUGGACAUGAGUAUGGGAAUGAACUAUUAUCUGACUCCCACAUAUAAAAACUAUCCAGUUUUGUUUCACCAUUUGCAUGCAAACAAUAGUGGUAAGGCUUUCGGUAUUUUCUUAUUAUUUGUUGUGGCUGCUUUCGUCUACAAACUACUGCUUUUCGUUAGUUGGUGCCUUGAAGUUCACUGGUUUAAAAAAUGGGACAAGCAAAAUAAAUAUUCCACUUUACCUUCAGCAAACUCCAAAGACGAAGGAAAACAUUAUGACACAGAGAAUAAUUUUGAAAUUCAAGGUUUACCUAAGCUGCCAAAUUUAUUAAGCGAUAUAUUUGUUCCAUCUUUAAUGGAUCUCUUUCAUGACAUUAUAAGGGCGUUCUUAGUAUUUACCUCUACGAUGAUUAUUUAUAUGUUGAUGCUUGCUACCAUGUCUUUUGUUUUAACAUACGUUUUUGCUGUAAUUACUGGGUUAGCUUUAUCGGAAGUCUUCUUCAAUAGAUGCAAAAUAGCCAUGCUAAAGAGGUGGGACAUCCAAAGAGAAAUUCAGAAAGCGAAGAGCUGUCCUGGCUUCGGUAACUGCCAAUGUGGUAGACAUCCCGAACCCAGCCCUGAUCCAAUUGCUGUUGCCGAUACCACUUCCGGAAGUGAUCAAAGUACUCGCCUGGAAAAGAACAACGAAUCUAAAGUUGCGAUUUCCGAAAAUAAUCAAAAGAAAACACCUACACAAGAAGAGGGAUGUAAUUGUGCCACAGACUCAGGAAAGAAUCAAGCAAACAUAGAGCGCGACAUCCUUGAGAAUUCCAAGUUGCAGGAACAGUCCGGGAAUAUGGAUCAAAACUUACUUCCGGCCGAAAAAUUCACUCAUAACUAA